This is a messenger RNA of Symbiodinium sp. CCMP2592, 918 nucleotides long. Lineage: Eukaryota; Dinophyceae; Suessiales; Symbiodiniaceae. The record is from the annotation of a GenBank genome assembly.
AUGUUUAGGCUUUUUGCAGGCAGCAUAAAGGAAGUUGUCAAUGCAGUUUCGAAAACGCCGAGUCAACUUGCGUUUGAGGUGCCAUCGAGUUUCCAAACCUCUGCGGCCUGUGUGGCAGCGCUGUCGAGGCCGGCACGGGAGCUUCUUGACCUCCUGCAGCAGGCGGGUGCUGAACCCUUUUUUGUUUUCGAUGGGGCACCGCUCCCUGCCAAGAGUGCGACGGAGGUUGCACGCAGACAGGCGCGUGAGGAAGCAGCGCGCAUGGCGGCAGUGGCCGGUUCCACCGCCAGACGUCUGUGCGGCGCUGUGGACAUCACGCCGGAAAUGGCAGCUGCCUGCAUCGAGCAGUUCAGUCCGCUCGGGGUGAAGUGUAUCGUGGCUCCUUGCGAAGCCGAUGCACAAUUGGCCUUCCUUGCUCAUUCGGGACGUGUUGAUGCGGUUGUGAGUGAAGACGUGGACCUGCUAGCUUUCGGCUGCCCGCGAGUCCUGUUCGGUCUGGACGUUCGCAGAGGUUGCGGUCAAGAAGUUCGCUUGGCCGACAUAGGCAAAAGCCGAACUCUGACGCCCUACCGUCUGACACCGGAAACCCUUCCAGACCUUUGCGUGCUGAGCGGCUGUGACUACUUGCCCUCGCUGCCUCGCUUGGGCUUGCGCCGUGCCGCACAACUUCUUCACCGUGCUCGAGGCAGCGUGCCGCGCGCUCUGCAGCUGGCACACCGUGAUGGAAUUAGUGUGCCAGAGGCAUACUUGCGGGAGUUCAUUGAAGCCCGACUGGUCUACACCUGCCAGCUAGUUUUCGACGACGAUGCCCGGCGCCUGCGCAUGCUGUCACCACUCCCAGCAUUUGCCAGGAAUGUCAGGCAGCUCAAUGCUUGCUCUUUUUGUUUGCUGGGUCCGAUAUCCUCAACGCCAUCAUAA